Plectropomus leopardus (leopard coralgrouper) is the source of this 747-nucleotide messenger RNA. Lineage: Eukaryota; Metazoa; Chordata; Actinopteri; Perciformes; Serranidae. The record is from RefSeq and is a predicted model, not a curated record.
UGGACUCCUUCAAACAUGGAGACUCAACAGUCCAAGACCAUGAAGGAGGACACUAAGACCAAAGAUGAAGGUGCUUCUGUGGACGCAGAGCUGGCCAAAGCCAUAAUGUCUCGGUGUGUCCACCCUUCUGUGCUGGGCGCAGAGACCUGGGAGGGAUACCUCUUUUCUGAUCUGGAGAUCCGUAUCAAAGAGUCCACAGACCUCUACGGCGCUGUGCUCUGGCCCUCGGCGAUGGUGUUGUGUUAUUUCUUAGAGACUAACCGAGACAAACACAACUUGAUGGACAAAAAUGUGAUUGAACUGGGUGCUGGAACUGGGCUGGUCUCAAUCGUGUCCAGCCUGUUGGGUGCUAAGGUGACAUCCACUGACCUGCCAGAUGUGUUGGGGAACCUCCAGUACAAUAUUUUGCGCAACACCAAAGGCAGAUGCAAGUACAUCCCUCUGGUCACAGAACUCAUCUGGGGACCGGAUGUAGAAAAGCGUUUCCCUUGUGACACACAUUGUUUCGACUACAUCAUGGCAGCUGACGUGGUGUACGCCCAUCCUUAUCUAGAGCAGCUGAUGGACACCUUUGACCACCUGUGCCAGGAAAACACACAGAUCCUGUGGGCCAUGCGCUUUCGCCUGGACCCGGAGAAUAGCUUUGUUGACCGCUUUCGACAACGCUUCAACCUGGAGGAGCUGUACGACCUCCCCAGUCUCAGUAUCAAAUUGUACCGAGCCUGGAGGAGGGACACAAGGACCUAG